AAAUUAGAUAAAACUAUGAGUUCAUCUCGACCUCGUAUAAGAAAACGGUUAAGCGGCGCUGCGAAUAGGAAAAGAGCAGCAGAAAAAUUGAAAAAGGUAGAAGAAGUUAUGUCAAAAACUGCUAAGCUUACAACUUUUUUCGAGAAAAAAGAAGAGGUGCAGUCUUAUGAAUCGAAUUAUUUCGGUCACAAACAGGAAGCCGCAAUGUCAACAAGUACUCAAAAAGGUGAUGCCAAUAAAUUUAAACUACCGAAACGAUAUGAAGGAAGUGAAAAAAGUGUUUGGGUUGAAUAUAUUCAGCUAGCUUUAGACCAUAAACCACUCAAUCUUGGACAAGGAUUUGCUGAUUUUGCUCCACCAGAUUACAUCUCAAAAGCUUUAGCUGAAGUAUCCACUGGAGAGAAUGUUUUGUAUCAUCAAUAUACUCGAGGAUUUGGCCAUCCUAGAUUAGUAAAUGCUUUAUCAAAAUUGUACUCUCAAUUGAUUGGUCGCCAGAUUAACCCAAAUACUGAGAUCCUUGUAACAGCUGGCGCUUAUGAGGCGUUAUAUUCAACAAUUGUUGGCCAUGUUGAUGAUGGAGAUGAAGUCAUUAUCAUCGAACCAUAUUUUGAUUGCUACGAACCAAUGGUGCUCUCCGCUGGAGGUGUUCCUAGAUAUAUUCCACUUAAACCAAAAAAAACAUCUGGAGUUAUUCACUCUUCCGAUUGGGUAUUGGAUAACAAUGAAUUGGAAAAACUAUUCAACGAAAAAACUAAAAUGAUUAUAAUAAAUACACCGCACAAUCCACUAGGAAAAGUAUUUACCGAAAGUGAACUUCAAGUGAUUGCCGAUUUGUGCAAAAAAUGGAACGUUUUAUGUGUUUCCGAUGAAGUUUAUGAAUGGCUGGUGUAUAAACCUCAUAAACAUGUUCGAAUAGCUACAUUACCUGGCAUGUGGGAACGUACAAUAACUAUUGGAUCGGCUGGUAAAACUUUCAGUAUAACUGGAUGGAAGACCGGAUGGGCUUAUGGGCCGGCAAAUUUAAUGGUGAAUUUACAAAUGAUUCAUCAAAAUUGUAUUUAUACAUGUAAUACUCCGUGUCAAGAAGCCGUAGCGAGAGGAUUUGAACUUGAAUUAAAUCGAUUAGGUUCUGAAGAGAGUUAUUUUAAAACUCUACCUAAAGAACUAGAAGCAAAACGUGAUUAUAUGGUUAAAUUUCUCAGUGAUGUUGGUAUGGUGCCAACAAUUCCAGACGGAGGGUUCUUUUUAGUAGCCGAUUGGACUCCUUUAGAGAAGAAAGUUGAUUUAACUACAGAAACAGAUCGGUAUAAAGACUAUAGAUUUACAAAAUGGAUGACCAAAAAUAUUAAGUUCCAAGGUAUCCCACCAUCUGCAUUUUAUAGCGCACCUCAUAAACCAUUAGCAGAAGAUUAUGUCAGAUACUGUUUCAUAAAAAAAGAUGAAACAUUAAAGGAAGCAGCAGAAAUUUUGAAGAAAUGGUCAACUAAGUAAUAAGUUAUUGAAUAAAAUAUUUUUUAUCAAAUACGUAUUUUUGUAAAAUAAAAAGUUUACUAAACAGAAAUAAAACGGACUACAGAUCUAAUGUUAA
Molecule: messenger RNA, 1588 nt
Organism: Chrysoperla carnea
Lineage: Eukaryota; Metazoa; Arthropoda; Insecta; Neuroptera; Chrysopidae
Gene: Kyat
Product: kynurenine aminotransferase
Exons: 8
Coding region: 16-1491 (491 amino acids)
Biological process (GO): biosynthetic process
Cellular component (GO): cytoplasm; mitochondrion
Molecular function (GO): pyridoxal phosphate binding; L-kynurenine:2-oxoglutarate transaminase activity
Source: RefSeq, a predicted model, not a curated record